AUGAGCGUUUUGCAAAACGUUCACGGAGCGAGAGCAACAGCUGCUGCUUGGCGUCUAACCCGUACCAACGGUGUUUCCGGACCACGUCGAAGCUUCAGUGACUGGAACGAGCGAGGACACGACAUAACGUACGAAUCAUUGACUUUUGGUGAAAGGCCCAAAAUAAUACUGCAGGGUUACGCACCGACCGGCUUUGAUGUCUUGAAUACUGUCAAGAAAAUAGACGAAAACGAGCAGAUUGAAUCCGGUACAGUUCACAUGAACGGAAGUAUCAUGGCGUUUCCUUUUGGGUGCUUCCUGUGGGGUGUUACCAAGCCGGAGGAUGUCACACUGGAGUCCAUCGCGUCUGUGUUCCUGCACAAACCAAGUUUAGAAUACCUAUUCAUUGGAUGCAACGGACCCAUUCCGCUACCGCAAAUUGAUCGGAUCAAGAUAGGGUUGAGCAAGAAGAACUGCGUGGUAGAAAAGAUGAACAUAUCAAACGCAAUUGGUACCUUUAACAUUUUGAAUGCAGAAGACCGGCAAGUGGCAGUUGCCUUAAUUUUGGAUAAGGGUGAUGAAACCGAAUAG
Phaeodactylum tricornutum CCAP 1055/1 is the source of this 570-nucleotide messenger RNA. RefSeq lists its product with no specific name. NCBI's taxonomy places the organism in Eukaryota, Bacillariophyta, Bacillariophyceae, Surirellales, Neidiaceae. Gene Ontology annotation, cellular component: mitochondrial inner membrane. Gene Ontology annotation, biological process: mitochondrial respiratory chain complex I assembly. Bases 1 to 570 code for a protein of 189 amino acids. The record is from RefSeq and is a predicted model, not a curated record. The transcript has a single exon.